Molecule: messenger RNA, 1029 nt
Organism: Ochlerotatus camptorhynchus
Lineage: Eukaryota; Metazoa; Arthropoda; Insecta; Diptera; Culicidae
Exons: 1
Coding region: 1-1029 (342 amino acids)
Source: RefSeq, a predicted model, not a curated record
AUGGAGUGGACGAUUUUUGAGAGCGAAUUCAAAACGUCCACUGAAGAGUUUAAGCUGACCGAUCGCGAUAACCUGAGGCGGUUGAAUAAGUCGCUGCAAGAUAAAGCGCGCAAGACCGUGGAAUCAUUGCUUUCGUCUCCUGAUAAUGUACAGCAGAUCAUGAGAAUGCUGAAAUCUAACUUUGGACGCACGGAAUGGGUGGUGGCGAAUAGAUUGGAAACACUGAGAAACCUGGAGAGCAUCAAGGAGGGAAACAUCGAGUCCUUUCGUGUUUUCUACAACGCGGUGAUUGGAACCAAGGUUGCGAUGCAGAAUGUCAAGGCGGAUAAUUACUUGAUGAAUCCGGAACUCAUCUCACACCUGACUGAAAAACUGCCUGCAUUCAGCAAGCAGAUGUGGGUUCGACACAAGGCCGCUUUGAUGAAGGAAAAUGUCGUAAUCGACUUCAACAUUUUCUCUCGCUGGUUGGAGGAUGAGAUGGACAAUCAACUCGCAAGUCUAAAUCCUGUCUUCAGUGCCAAGAAAUCAAACUUCUCACUGAAGCCGAAGCAGAUUGUUCUCAACGUCAACAGUCGUGAGGGGGAAGAGACAGCGAAGUGUCCGCUAUGCUCGUCAAGAUCGCAUGCUAGUUUGGAGAAGUGCGAGCAAUUCCGCAAGUUAUCUGUUGCUCAACGUCGGUCUGCUGCUAAUUCUUGCAAGGUCUGCUACACCUGUCUGAGAGCGGAUAACACAAGAAGAAACUGUAAAUCCAAGAAGAAGUGUUCGAUCUGUGAGAAGAAUCAUCACGAACUGGUCCAUAAUGAUGAACUUCCAAUGACCACCGCGUCUCGCCGACCGGAUACUCAAGACAGUCAGAUGAACGUAUGUAACGUGAACGGUAAAAACGUCAACACACGGCUCCGAGUGGGAAAAGUGAAGAUUCGUGGUCCGAAUGCCGUCGAGGAAGUGUUUGCCCAUCAUCACCUGGAGCUUUCAUAUUACUCCGUCCAAAUCAGUCCCCCAGGAAUCACGGAGGAUUCAAACUGGUGA